ACCAUUCGACUGAUAAUGGCUGCUCGGGGAGGGUAUGAUGUCGUCGUCGAUGUUGAUGCAGAGGGAGACCUUGGACAUACCGACCUGAAUGAUGACCUCGAGUUCCAUAACUCCACGUUCGACCAGAACACCAACGCCCGUACAAAGAUACAGCCCGACGCGAGCCAGACCGGCGCAUUCCCGUCGUCGUCAAACACGGGCCCAGCGUCCUCCAAACGCUAUCUCUGGUCUAUCCAAUUCUAUCAACAGUUCUUCGAUGUGGACACCUCAUCCGUCCUCCACCGCUGCCGUAGCGCUCUCUACCCUCGCACGAAUUUCCUCGAUGUUCUCGAAGGCAACCCAGAUCUCUAUGGACCUUUCUGGAUUGCAACAACGGUCGUGGUGAUCCUCUUCCUCACAGGAACAAUCAGUCAGUACCUGGCUUAUCAGGGCAAGGGACACUUUGCAUAUGAUUUUAGCUUGCUAUCAGGAGCUGCGGGAUUGGUCUAUGGCUAUACCAUAUUUGUGCCUUUGGGACUAUGGGGAGUACUGAAGUGGAGUGGGAGUGAAAGUGCCAACCUCCUCGAGUGCUGGGCGCUCUAUGGAUAUGCGAAUCUGAUAUGGAUUGUCGUGGCACUGGUCAGCUGGAGUCCUUUAACUGCUCUGAACUACGCGUUUACUGCAGUCGGACUCGCAUUCUCGGCUGUAUUCUUGACGAGGAAUCUUUACCCUAUCGUAUCUGCGAUCGACGCAAAAAGGUCCAAGGUAUUGCUCAUUGUAGUCCUGGCGCUGCAUGCGGGGUUUGCUAUCGCCAUCAAGAUCUUGUUUUUUGCGCAUGGCAGUCCGGUGUCAAACGCUGGCGACAAACCAAAGGGAGAAGAUGCAGCAGACGAAGCAGCGGAGCAGAUGGCACGCAUGUUUUUCAGAGCGUAGGUCUCGCCUGUGUUUCAUUGCACGAGAUGAUAUGACAUGAAAUACCUGUAGCAGGCGAGAAAGAAGUGCCUAAGCUUCGCGCCUCGUGUUUCUUCUGGUGCGCAACAGUCACUAUACCUGAGGUUCCAAUGGACGCGUUCACACGUGCAUGUGUGCGCGAUACUCCCAUCAUAUGUUGUAGGAUUGAGUCGAGUCAAAGAAAAGUGUUUCCG
Molecule: messenger RNA, 1124 nt
Organism: Sphaerulina musiva SO2202
Lineage: Eukaryota; Fungi; Ascomycota; Dothideomycetes; Mycosphaerellales; Mycosphaerellaceae
Product: Yip1 domain family
Exons: 4
Coding region: 16-912 (298 amino acids)
Biological process (GO): vesicle-mediated transport
Cellular component (GO): Golgi apparatus; membrane
Molecular function (GO): small GTPase binding
Source: RefSeq, a predicted model, not a curated record